AUGCUAGACAGGUCUUUCAAAAUAAAAGACCUUGGUAAUCUAAGCUAUUUUCUGGGAAUUGAAGCUUUCAGGACCCCCAAGGGCAUUAACAUUUGUCAGAGGAAAUAUGCCUUGGAGAUCCUACAAGAGAAUGGGUUCUUGGAAGCAAAGCCUGCAAAGACCCCAUCUGUUCCAGGGCAAAGACUCACUAACCUGGAAGGAACUCUACUUGAACAGCCUGAAAUCUUUAGAAGAUUGGUUGGGAAGCUCCUAUACUUAACCAACACUAGGCCAGAUAUAACAUAUGCUGUCCAGCAGUUGAGCCAAUUUGUUGACAAGCCAAGAGAUAAUCAUUUGGUUGCAGCUCACAGGGUGCUGAGAUAUCUCAAGGGUUCACCUGGAAAGGGUUUGUUCUAUUCCUCAAAUCCUCACAUUAAACUACAAGGAUUUUCUGAUUCAGAUUGGGCAACUUGCACAGAAAGCAGAAAAUCUAUAACUGGCUAUUGUAUCUAUCUUGGGAACUCUUUGAUCUCAUGGAAGACCAAGAAACAAGCAACUAUAUCUAGAUCAUCUUCAGAGGCAGAGUACAGGGCAUUAGCCUCUACAACAUGUGAAAUACAGUGGCUUAUAUACUUAUUAACAGACCUCAAGGUAGAAGUGAACAAUCCUGUAGCCUUGUUUUGUGACAACACUUCAGCCAUUGCCAUUGGAGAGAACCAUGUGUUCCAUGAACGAACAAAACAUAUAGAGAUUGACUGCCAUGUGGUCAGACAGAAAGUUCAGGAAGGGGUGAUUAAACUCCUAGGAAUCAACUCCCACAAUCAGAUUGCAGAUGGCUUCACUAAGGCAUUGUCUAAACCAUUGUUUGAUGUGUAUCAUGCUAAGCUGGGCCUUCAAGAUCUUCACGCUCCAGCUUACGAGGGGUUGAUGAAAUUGAUUUCACCGCACGUUACGUUACAGUUGAAAAUUGAAACCUUUGCUCAACCAAGGAGAAAAUGGGCAGAUGGUUUCUUCUCUCUGCGUAUUUCAAGCAUAGCUAAUGAUAGGUGUAUGGCGCAUUGGCGCCACUCUUUUACUCAUUAUAUUGGUGAUUCGGCGAAUAACGUGACUGCUCAUACCUGGUUGCCUGACACUGGUGCAACACAUCAUGCCACACCUGAUAUAGCUGCCCUCUCUACUUCUGAAGAAUAG
Ipomoea triloba (trilobed morning glory) is the source of this 1170-nucleotide messenger RNA. RefSeq lists its product as uncharacterized. The coding region runs from base 1 to 1170 and encodes 389 amino acids. NCBI's taxonomy places the organism in Eukaryota, Viridiplantae, Streptophyta, Magnoliopsida, Solanales, Convolvulaceae. The record is from RefSeq and is a predicted model, not a curated record. The transcript has 4 exons.